This is a messenger RNA of Arachis duranensis, 921 nucleotides long. Its product is annotated as extensin-2-like. Gene Ontology annotation, molecular function: structural constituent of cell wall. Gene Ontology annotation, biological process: plant-type cell wall organization. Lineage: Eukaryota; Viridiplantae; Streptophyta; Magnoliopsida; Fabales; Fabaceae. The coding region runs from base 1 to 921 and encodes 306 amino acids. The record is from RefSeq and is a predicted model, not a curated record. The transcript is spliced from 3 exons.
AUGGCUAUUAAGUAUGCAUUAGCAUUUUGCUUAAUUGCUAUCAAUGUUGCUGCUGAUGAUGAUCAGAGUCCUUAUUAUGGAGGCCACAACUCUCCCUACCACCCAGCUCCACAGGCGGCGCCACCCACACAUGAACCUCACCCACCCUAUCUCUAUAAGUCUCCUCCUCCUCCAUCUUCAUACAUUUACAAGUCUCCACCACCACCUUCUCCCUCGCCGCCUCCUCCAUAUUAUUAUAAGUCUCCUCCUCCACCUUCUCCUUCUCCGCCACCUCCAUAUAUCAACAAAUCUCCUCCUCCUUCCUAUCCCUCUCCACCUCCUCCCUAUUACUUUAACUCUCCACCCCCACCAUCACCUUCACCACCUCCUAUUUACAAGUCUCCUCCUCCACCAUCACCUUCACCACCACCUCCAUAUUUCUACAAGUCUCCUCCACCACCUUCUCCAUCACCACCACCUCCUUAUAUCUAUAAAUCACCACCACCACCAUCUCCAUCACCACCACCACCAUAUGUCUACAAGUCUCCACCACCUCCAUCACCUUCACCACCUCCUCCAUAUAUUUACAAGUCACCACCUCCACCUUCUCCAUCACCUCCUCCACCAUAUAUUUACAAGUCUCCUCCUCCACCAUCACCUUCACCACCACCUCCAUAUUUCUACAAGUCUCCUCCACCACCAUCCCCAUCACCACCACCUCCUUAUAUCUAUAAGUCACCACCACCUCCAUCUCCAUCACCACCACCGCCAUAUGUCUACAAGUCUCCACCUCCACCUUCUCCGUCACCUCCUCCACCAUAUAUUCAAAAGUCUCCACCGCCACCUUCACCUUCACCUCCUCCUCCUUACAUUUACAACUCUUCACCGCCUCCACCAAAGCAAGCUUAUCUCUACACUUCACCUCCACCUCCUAAGUAUUAA